Arachis stenosperma is the source of this 3201-nucleotide messenger RNA. RefSeq lists its product as uncharacterized. Bases 787 to 2838 code for a protein of 683 amino acids. The record is from RefSeq and is a predicted model, not a curated record. The transcript is spliced from 5 exons. Lineage: Eukaryota; Viridiplantae; Streptophyta; Magnoliopsida; Fabales; Fabaceae.
UGUAGCGUCACAACUCACACAACACAGCACACGCCUCCUUCCUUCCUUCCUUCAUUCCCUCCUUCCCUCCCUAUCCGCUCUGUCACUCCCCACCGUUCUCUGUCGGCCUCUUCUCUUCUCUGCUCUGCUCACUUCCUUUUUCUAUAUUAAUAUAUAUCCCCCUCUCUCUGUCUCUCUGUCUAAAGUGUAAUUGCCGCCUUUCAAAUUCCAAUACGCUAAGUCUGAGGCCAUAGCAGGCAGCUGUUACCUGCUUCUCUGUUCUCCACAUCCAAAUCGAAUUUAAUUCCAGUAGGGGAAGCUAAGGUAUCUGGUGUUCGGCUGCUGCCUUCUCUUUCGCCGCUUCUGCUGUUUUUAUUUGGAGUAACCAACGAGUUUUUAUCUGGGGAGUUGUAACGAAUUGUGUCUCGUUCGAAAUUUCAUGACAUAGCUGAAGUUUAUAAACCAUGCCAGCGUGAUGUGGUCAAAACUGAACUGAAACAUCAGUGCUGAACGGUUGUUGAAAAGCUUUUGGGCCAAAGGAUGAUUGUUUCCAUGCCGUAUACAGGAGGAGUCAGAUUUUACUGGGUUAAUUGAACUUACAAGAACUGAGCUUAACCACAGUGUAAUCUUCUAUAUAUCAUAUGGAUCGACAGGACACUUCAGGAUUUGUAAGUGGGGGUGCUUUGUUCUCUUGUAGACGCAUCUAACCCAUAACUUUGUAUAUAUACAUAUCUUUUACCCGGAAGUCAGGAGGCUGUUCUUUUCAAAUUCAUAGAUAGAAUUGGAUAUUGUUUCUACAAUUAUUUCAUGGAUGCAAGGUUCCAGAACUUGGGAUUUGCUGCAAAUCAUUCUGCCAAUGCAUUCAAGAUUUUGAGUAAUUCUAUGCAAGUUGAACGAAGUGGAGCUGAUUAUUGUGGUACAGAUACCAUUUUACGACUCGAUUCCCCAGGUUCUUCAAUUCCUUCCUGCAUGCACUCCUGUAAGGGAACUAAACGGAAGUGGGAUCUGAUUGAUGGAAGCAUGGGUCAGAGAGCUGGCUCUUCUUUGUCUCUUGGGCUUGGCCGUUCAACAAGUUCCUCAGACAGCAAGGGGAGCUCAACCAUUGCUUGCACUGCUAUAUCUUCAGCCAAAGAUAUUGACGAAGAAUCAUCUAUGGAUCUUGACUUGGACUUCUCUCUUCAUCUUGGAUGUGAGAAAGUACAGAGCCCAAACAAACUUGUUAGUUCAAAUUUGAAGACAAUGGAGCUGCAGCCCAAGUUUGAUUUGGAGUUGAGUCUUUUGACUGGGCCCUGUGAAUCGGAUAUUACAAGUGUUCAUCUAAGUCCAACACCUCCUCAGUUGAACAUGGAGAUGCCUUUGGUGUUCACUGGGACACAAAAUACAGAAGAGGGAUCAUCAUCAUGUAACUGGAAGCCCGGGCUUGUUUUCCCAUCAUCAAAUACCUCUUUAGAUAGAGACACUGGUUUCCUUUUAAAACCAAAUGCUAAGCAGUUUGAUCAUAGUCCCAUUGUUCAGGACCUCUCAUCGAGCAGACCAAAAAGUUCAGUCACUUGUACUUCCGGGCUAUCACAGCAUCAUCAACCAGUACAUCGCUCCAACAAUACAAAGAUAUGUCAAGUUGAGGGAUGUGGAAAGGGAGCCAGAGGUGCUUCUGGCCGAUGUAUAUCCCAUGGAGGUGGUAGGAGGUGCCAGAAACCUGGGUGCCACAAAGGAGCUGAGGGUCGUACUGUGUACUGCAAGGCCCAUGGAGGUGGCAGGCGAUGUGAAUACCUUGGUUGCACAAAGAGUGCAGAAGGGCGUACAGAUUUCUGCAUUGCCCAUGGUGGUGGCCGAAGAUGCAGUCACGAAGGUUGUACCCGAGCUGCCAGGGGGAAAUCUGGAUUAUGUAUUCGUCAUGGGGGUGGCAAGAGAUGCCAGAGAGAAAAUUGUACCAAGAGUGCAGAAGGCCUGUCAGGUCUCUGCAUCUCACAUGGGGGAGGUCGUCGAUGCCAAGCUGUUGGAUGCACAAAAGGGGCCCAGGGGAGCACAAUGUUCUGCAAAGCACAUGGUGGGGGUAAACGGUGUACGGCCCCCGGGUGCACCAAGGGUGCUGAGGGAAGCACCCCCUUUUGUAAGGGCCAUGGUGGAGGAAAACGCUGUACAUACCAAGGUGGUGGAGUUUGCAGUAAAAGCGUGCAUGGAGGGACCAACUUCUGUGUGGCACAUGGCGGUGGAAAGAGGUGUGCUAUUCCUGGUUGUACAAAGAGCGCAAGAGGACGGACUGAUCAUUGUGUCCGCCAUGGCGGUGGGAAGAGAUGCAAGUUUGAAGGGUGCGGAAAGAGUGCACAAGGAAGCACCGACUUUUGCAAGGCACAUGGGGGUGGCAAGAGAUGCUCUUGGGGCCAUCCUGGGUCAGAAUUUGGCAUCCAACCAGAUGGUCCUUGUAAUUCAUUUGCCAGGGGGAAAACUGGUCUGUGUGCACUUCAUAGUGGACAAGUGCAUGAUAAGAGGGUUCAUGGUGGUGUCUCUCUGGGAUCAACUGUUCAGGAUCCUCAUUCUAGUAAUCCGGAUGAACUAAAGCAGGUACUCCUUGCCAAAGACAUGGAUAUGGGUAUGAUGAAAGUCACAAGCAGCCUUGGCAAUGCUGCUCCGGGGACUUACUCUGAUAUUAAACAAUAUGAAGCUGCAAGCUCUAAUGUCUCUGCCGAGGAAGGCAGUCACAUGCCAUCACUCACUGUUCCUGAAGGUAGGGUGCAUGGUGGAAGUCUGAUGGCAAUGCUAUCAGGGAGUUCUGUUCGUGGCUCAAGCAGUGGGAAAGGCGUUGCCAAUGAUCCAUCCGAAGCUGUUAAAGGCUACAUCAUGCCCAGGAGUUGGAUUUAAGGCUAGUCAUCGUUUCCGUUUCAUGGUUCCAUAAUUGGCAUAUUUAUUAUCUACAUGUUUCAUGGUUACUCCCUUUGAUGUCGGAUUGUUGGCGAUUGGGUUUACUCUCUAAUGAAGAGAUUACGCUAGUCGUUUGAUAAACAAUCUUAUGGAGGGGCUUAUAUCAAGGUAGGACUGUGUACUUUUGAUUAGGUAGUGCGUGUUGCUCUUCCUCUUCUCCUUGUUCAUGUGUCUGUAAAUAUUACAUCUGAUAAAACGUCUAGCAGGUUUGGAAUGCUGGUUGCUACCUAUAAGGUCUUUCAGUGUGCCAUUGUAUUAUUUCUAUUCAUAAUAAAGCUAGUUCGUAUGUUGUGUUAUUUUAUA